UUGACAGCCCCACAGAGAGCUCCUUUAUAUUUGUAUGUUUAUACAAUAAACCGCAGAAGUUAACCUCAGCAUUUAAUGAAAGGUUAAACUGUAUCAAUUAUUAAUAGCAUGAAAAAAGUCUACACGCGACCGACUUACCAUGCCGCGUCUUUAAAUGUACGAAGUAAACAAGGACUUUGAAAUCUCAUUAAUAUCGAUAUCUACUCCGCCUGUUGUUUUGUGAGAGGUGUGAAGAGAUUUACCCACAUCCAAGAUGCCAGGAAUCAAAAUACAUGAUGAAGAUCGAGAAAAAAUUCACUCAAGGUAUUUUUGUGGUUACUGUAAUCUUCUCGUGGUCAACCCAAUCCAAACCUCCUCUUGUGGACACUUGUUUUGUCAAGCUUGUUUUGACAUCCUGCUCGGAGGUCCUGAUCCAAAAUGUCCUGAAGAUCAAGAAAAAUUAAGCAAGAAAAACGCUUUCCCGGACAAUUUCAUAAAACGUGAGUUGAAAAGUAUUCGUUUACAUUGUCCCUCUGAAAAAUGCAAAUGGUUUGGUGCCUAUGAAGAAUUGGAGGGUCAUUCUCAAGUUUGUGAGCAUGCGCUCACCAGCUGUAUACAUAAACAAUGUAACAUUCAGUUACCUCGCUCUCUUCUUGAUGAACAUUUGAAGAAUGAAUGUGAAUAUCGAAAUGUGAAAUGUGAAUAUUGUGGUAAAGAUGUCCCGUAUGCUUCACUUAUGGAUCACAAAGAAAAUGUGUGUGAAAAUGCAUUCGUCACUUGUAAAUAUUGCAAUCAAAUGAUACCCAGGAAGGAUAUUGAGCACCAUGAAAGUACAAUUUGUGAUGAAGUGCCCACUGACUGUGAAUUUCAAGCUAUUGGAUGCAGACAUGACAAAACUUUAGAACGAAGGGAGAUCCGACAACAUAUGAACGACAACGUAAUUGAUCAUAUGAGCCUCUUACUACGAUAUGUACAACGUCCACAGUUUACCACUGCUGCUCAAAACUUGGGUGACCGAAUCACAGCUGUUCGUUCUAAUCCCUCAGAAAAAUUUGUGAUGCUAGCAGGAAAACUUACCGGCCUGGAAAGGAGGAUUGAGAGUCAGGAAAGGAGGAUUGAGAGUCAGGAAAGGAGGAUUGAGAGUCAGGAAAUGAGGAUUGAGAGUCAGGAAAUGAGGAUUGAGAGUCAGGAAAGGAGUAUUGAGAGUCGGGAAAGGAGGAUUGAGAGUCAGGAAAGGAGGAUUGAGAGUCAGGAAAGGAGGAUUGAGAGUCAGGAAAGGAGUAUUGAAAGUCAGGAAAGGAUGAUUGAGAGUCAGGAAAGGAGGAUUGAGAGUCAGGAAAGGAGUAUUGAUAGUCUGGAAAGGAGGAUUGAGAAUCUUGAGAAUCGUGGUGAGGAAAAUCGAAUAGCUUCCCUUGAGCGUCAGGCUACUGCUAUUUCCACAAUUUCACAAAGGAUGUGGGAGAGUUUGGAUGAGAGGGGUGACUUGCCGGAAGAACCGCAUAAUGCUCGCGAACUUUGAUCUUAUGAUCCAAACUCAUCUACAUAACUUUUUACUGUUUUGCUGUUGUGUCUGCUUGAAGUGCCCUUCUAGACCAAGAUUAUUUCAGAUCAGUGGACGAUCUGGAAUAAUCUCGACGGAUAAGCGGAGUGGCCGGACCGAUAAGGGUGUCUAAUUGCUCUCGUGUAAUUGGUUCGUUUAAGGUUUUAUCUUACUGUGUGAUCGGUUUGACCGAUUUCGACUGAUAGCUAACUGAGGUAACAUUGUCAUGCUUACUGUCUGAGUUAGUGCUGCCAGAUCGUGAACACAUUUCACAGAUUUGUGAACUUUUCUAAAUAUUACGAAUUUUUGUAUUUUCAUCAUUUUCAUAAAGAAUGUAUAAAGUAAA
Xenia sp. Carnegie-2017 is the source of this 1865-nucleotide messenger RNA. Its product is annotated as TNF receptor-associated factor 6-like. Gene Ontology annotation, cellular component: plasma membrane signaling receptor complex. Lineage: Eukaryota; Metazoa; Cnidaria; Anthozoa; Malacalcyonacea; Xeniidae. The coding region runs from base 254 to 1498 and encodes 414 amino acids. Gene Ontology annotation, biological process: positive regulation of JNK cascade; regulation of canonical NF-kappaB signal transduction. The record is from RefSeq and is a predicted model, not a curated record. Gene Ontology annotation, molecular function: zinc ion binding. The transcript is spliced from 7 exons.